AUGGCAGAAUUUGAUCAGAAAAAGGCCUACGCCCAGCAGGAGGAAGUUUUCUUCGACGACGGCCGUGAACUCGAGCUCCUGCACUUUGUCUACGGCAAGGCAGACAUCGAAGACAUCCGCGGCAAUCCUCAGAAGGUCCUGGCCGCCAUUGAUGAGUUCGCAAGGACGAAGAAAUACCUCAUGAAUGUGGGAGAGGACAAGGGCAAGAUUGUCACCAACUUGAUCUCAGAAGUCAAGCCCGAGACCAUGGUCGAGUUGGGAGGCUACAUUGGUUACUCCUGCAUUCUUUACGCCGACGCCGUGCGCAAGGCUGGUGGUAAGCGUUACUUCAGUCUUGAGAGAGACCCUGUCUUUGGUGCAGUCAUCGCCUCGUUGGUUGACUUGGCUGGUCUGAGUGAUCUGGUCAAGGUCAUCAUUGGUUCCAGCGCUGUUUCGAUCAAGAGACUGCACACCGAGGGCACCCUCAAGCACGUCGACAUGAUGUUCCUCGACCACUACAAGCCCGCCUACAAGACCGACCUGAAGCUUUGCGAAGAACUGAAGAUUGUGACUCCCGGAACCGUCCUGGCGGCCGACAACGUCAUUGCACCCGGCAACCCACCAUACCUCGAGUAUGUCCGCAGCAGUGUUGCUGAGAAGCGCAAGGCCGCGGAGGCCUCCUCGGACGAGAGCAACCCCGACGCCAGAUUCGGAGACAGAACCGCCAAACAGUACGCCAACAGACAGACGGAGGAGAAGUUGCAACAGUCCAAGGGUAACCCCAACCUGGUCUACGAGAGCAAGCUCAUCAACAGCUACGAGCCCUCAGGCGUGCCGGACGGCGUCGAAAUCACUCGUUGCACUGGCGAAGACUAUCGUGAUCAACAAACAUGGCUUGCAUGGGUGGUCAAAUGCCAUGAUCCAGUCGUGACAAGGACACCCACCAUGCUUACUGCUGAGUCGUCACGCUUUGCCCAUGCGCUGCAGAACGUAAAGUUGAUUGCUCUGAGCUUCUUCUUCCUGCCAUUGGAUACCUUUGUCCUCUUUUUCAGCUAUGCGAUCCGCAUCCUCGUCGCCUUUCCAGCGACCUCACACCGCGCCCGAGUGCGAUCAACGUACACGCGCUACUUCGAGCCCCGCACCGUCUUGGUGACUGGUGUUGGCAUGACCAAGGGCCUCGUCCUCGCUCGCCUAUUCUUUAUUGCUGGUCACAAUGUUAUCGGCGCUGAUUUCGAGCCGCCAUUCUUGCCAAUCACUUGCGGGCACGUGUCACGCUCGAUAAAGGCUUUUCACCGUCUCGCGAAGCCUGAUGGCACCAGAGAAGGCUCGUCUAGGUACUGUCAAAGUAUUCUGGACAUUGUCCGAAAGGAAAAGGUCGACUUGUGGGUCAGCUGUUCCGGUGUCGCGAGCGCUGUUGAGGAUGGCCAAGCCAAGGAGAUGAUCGAGCUGCUCACAAAGUGCAAAGCAGUGCAGUACAAUGUAGCCACUACACAGAAGCUGCAUGAAAAGCACUCUUUCACCGAGUACACAAAGUCUCUCGGCCUCACGGUUCCAGAGACUCAUACCAUUACCUCCAAAACUGCCGCUCUACGAGUCCUCGAGGAUGUGCGACCUUCGGGCAAGAAGUUCAUCAUGAAGUUCAUCGGAACCGAUGAUUCUGUUCGAGGUGACAUGACCUUGUUGCCCUUUGACUCGGUAUCUGCAACAAAAGCACACAUCUCUCGCCUUCAUAUUUCUGAGAGCCGCCCGUGGAUUCUCCAGCAGUUCAUUGAUGGCCCCGAGUACUGCACUCACGCCUUGGUCGUUCGUGGCGAAGUCAAGGCUUUCACUGCUUGUCCUUCUGCCGAGCUGUUGAUGCAUUACGAAGCACUUCCCCCAGAUUCCUCUCUGAGCCGCAACAUGCUGCGCUUCACACAGGAGUAUGCAGCAAGCGACCCCGAGAACUUCACAGGCCAUCUUUCUUUCGACUUCUUGGUGGACCGAAAGGAUGCUGAGCGUGCACAGAGAGACCCCAACAUGGUCGUCACGCUGUACCCGAUCGAGUGCAAUCCUCGUGCGCACACCGCCGUUGCUUUGUUCAACAGCACACCAGAAAUGAUUGAGAAGGGAUAUAUGUCUGUUCUCGAAGAGCCCACGACACCCGUGAAGGAAGGAAGCAAUGGAGCUUCCUACACACCGCCCGUAUAUCCCCACCAACCCGGCAAGUACUACUGGAUCGGUCACGACCUGACAACCUGUGUCAUACUACCCACCCUUUCACUCCUCAAGAUCCACGGCAACAGCUUUGGCGAGGCUUUUGAACACUUCGGUACCUUCCUUGAGCAUCUGUUCUUCUGGAGAGACGGCACUUACGAGAUCUGGGACCCACUUCCAGCUUGGUGGCUGUAUCACGUCUACUGGCCGUUCCAGUUCGCUAAGAGCUUACUCACAGAUUUCAAGUGGAGUCGAAUCAACGUUAGCACCACAAAGAUGUUUGGCUGUUGA
Aureobasidium namibiae CBS 147.97 is the source of this 2463-nucleotide messenger RNA. RefSeq lists its product as uncharacterized. NCBI's taxonomy places the organism in Eukaryota, Fungi, Ascomycota, Dothideomycetes, Dothideales, Saccotheciaceae. Gene Ontology annotation, molecular function: O-methyltransferase activity; ATP binding; metal ion binding. The record is from RefSeq and is a predicted model, not a curated record. The transcript is spliced from 5 exons. The coding region runs from base 1 to 2463 and encodes 820 amino acids.